CAGAAACGUGUUUGUGCCCGCACGAAGGCUACACCUGUAACCGAAGCGUGUGUCGGCGACGUGUGAAAGUGUCUUGUUUGCAUUCCAUUGUGAUUGCAUGUUUCCUUUAGCAUAGGCAUCAUCCGCCGUCGCCCCCUAUUCAACAAUGUCACACUAUUACUACGCGCCGGACCGCCGAGCCCUCGUCCCAACCCCCGGUGGGAGCCGAACCCUCGCUCGUGUCAUGUCAGUGCCCCCUUUCACGAGCUAAAGAUAACGUCUAACAUGGAACGACCCCCGCGCUCCAUUGAUACUUGUUGUGGUUCGUGGAGCACCGUGCUCGCAUAAGUUCGCUUUCGGUUCGUCCCUCGAUAAGUUCGAGAAGGAUCCGUUCCUUUGUGGACGGUUCGGGGUUUUUGUUUGUGAAGCAAAAGGGAGACGGCGAGAGAGAGAGAGAGAGAGAGAGAGAGGGGAAAACAAGACAAUUAAAAAGAUUGACAGGUAGGCUCCUCUGUCAGGGGUGACGCUUGUGGAGAGGGGAGGAGUAAAAAUGUAGCAGGAAAAGCCACUCGAUGCGUCUGUCUAUCAGUUGAGACUGUCUGAAACAGCUUCUGGAUCCACCGCGUUUCCAUUUUUUUUCUCUUUUGGAAGAGCUCGGAUCGGUCCCUGGAGUUUCCCCCCCUCUUUUCCGCCUUUUAAAAAGAGACAAAUAUUAUAGUCCGCGCCGAUCUGAUCUGUUGUUGGCGGAGCUUGGAUGCGCCUGCGUCUUGUUUGUUUCCCCUCUCUCUCAAGUGAUAUCCUCUCCACCGCAUCAACCACCCCUCCAAAAAACCCGACUCUGCCCAAGAUGCUGUGAGAGGAGCGGUGGAAAUCAUUUCCGCGAGUCUGAAAACGUUUCUGGCGAAAGAAGAACAGGGAACACGAGGAUACGCUACUUAUCAGAGCUGAGCGCUGCGCUCACACGGGACUUAUUUGUUUGGUCACCGCCCGACUUUAUUUAUUUUUUUUUUUAGUUUUGAUGCGCGUAAAAGGCGCAGCGAACUGUCGUCCCCCUCCGAGCAGCGCUGGAGAUUAGGGGGAUUUUCUUUUUUUUUUCUUCCAGUGGGAGUGAACUGCAAAGUUGGGUUUCAAGGUGCCCGCUUCGGCGUCUUUUUCGCCCGGCCGCGCGAGAGAUGAAGGAAGAUGAUCUCUGACGGACGCGGAGGUGUCUGGAGCUGCUCGAACGUCUUCGUAAAAUCUGAGCUCGUUCUCGCCGAAGCCGACCCCGCUAUUAAGCCCGUUUGAAAAGAAACCUGACAUUUUUUUUUCUUGUGUAGCUCCGAUAUCGAACAAACAAACAAACAAAAAAACAACAACUCUGCCCCCCAAAAAACGGGAUGGUUUUUCAAAACUGACAGACAUUUAUUUCUUUGUAAUUCCUGCAUGAGAAGCACCGUGGAGCGUGACGGUCACUAUGCCGAGGAGAAAGCAGCAAGAGCCGCGGCGAUCAGCAGCGUACAUGCCCGAGGAUGAGCUCAAGGCAGACACUCAUGAUGAGGAAGAACACCUGCAGGAUGACGGCCUAUCAUUAGACGGCCAAGACAACGAGUUUCUUUGCAACGAGGAAGAGGAGGACGUGGACGGAGGUCAGCCGCCCAGCUACAGGGACUCUCCGCUCAGCAACGGCACCAACCCUGACGCUGGAUACGGGUCUCCACUCAGCGAUGCCAGCGACCGACUUGCAGAUUUCAAGAGCACCUCUUCCAGGGAUGGUCAGGAGAGGGAGGGCACCGCGUUGCCCUUCCGCCCCAACAACGGCCUCUCCUUCCAGGACAGCCUGGCGCAGAUGAAAGCCGUCUAUGCAAACCUCAUCUCAGACGCCUCUUGGUCCAGCAUCACAAUGGACAUCAUGAAAGCUAAGCCUGCUGCGGCGGGCGGUAUCAACAGUACUCUCAGCACCACGGAGACUGCGCCUACCGCCUCCGUCUCGACGACUACAACCACCGUGAAGAGCAGUGGGGUCAGCAUGGCUAACAAUCACCACAACGGCAGGGGCUCUAGCACCACUGUCAACCACACGGGCAACGGAAGUGGUAAUACUAAUGGCACAGCAGCCAGCUCCGUAAGCAGCCACAAUGCAACCAGCAGCAGUGGGAGCAGCAGUGGUGGGGCCAGUAAUGGUAGCGGUGUGGCCUAUGACUGGCACCAGGCAGCGCUUGCCAAAACCCUUCAACAGACCCCCUAUCACCUUUUACCAGAGCCUAGCCUCUUCAGCACAGUCCAGCUCUACCGGCAGAACAACAAGCUGUACGGCUCUGUGUUCACUGGCGCGAGCAAGUUUCGAUGCAAAGACUGUAGCGCUGCCUACGACACGCUGGUCGGCUUGACGGUCCACAUGAAUGAGACCGGCCACUACCGGGAUGACAACAAGGACAAAGAGGAGGAUCAGGGGAAGCGCUGGUCCAAACCGCGCAAGCGGUCCCUGAUGGAGAUGGAAGGGAAAGAGGACGCGCAGAAGGUGCUGAAGUGCAUGUACUGUGGCCACUCAUUUGAGUCCUUGCAAGAUCUCAGCGUUCAUAUGAUCAAGACCAAGCAUUACCAGAAAGUGCCUCUUAAAGAACCAGUGCCAGCCUUGGCCACUAAACUGGUGCCCACUUCGGCUAAAAAGCGAGCGAUCCAAGAUGCUAUAGUGUCGCCGUGUUCCCCAGACUCUAUCCAUGCUGUUAGUGGUGGUGGGAGCGUGUCUCUCGGUGACGUUGGCAAAGAUGCAAAAUCCACAGCUAACCCCUAUGUAACGCCCAACAACCGCUACGGCUACCAGAACGGUGCCAGCUACACAUGGCAGUUUGAAGCUCGCAAGGCCCAGAUCCUGAAAUGCAUGGAGUGCGGGAGCUCUCAUGACACACUGCAGCAGCUGACGGCCCACAUGAUGGUUACAGGCCACUUUUUGAAGGUCACAAAUUCUGCUUCCAAAAAGGGCAAACAGCUGGUCUUUGAUCCAGUUGUGGAGGAGAAGAUUCAGUCUAUCCCACUACCACCAACCACCACAAGGCUCCCCGUUCCCAGUAACAUUAAAUCCCAGCCGGUGUCCCCUGCCCUCUCCUCUGGCUCAGAGGAGAAGAGGGACGGCACCGAGGAUGAAAAGGUUGACAGUGGCGAGCCAGUGGAGAAGAAAAUCAAAGAGGAGAAAGACGACUCAGGUGAGAAAUCCGACACUGAUACCACAUCGUACAAAUACCUUAGAGAAGAAGAUCUGGAGGAGACACCCAAAGAGGGUUUAGAUAUUCUUAAAUCCCUAGAGAACACGGUAUCCAGUGCCAUCAGUAAAGCUCAAACAGGCACGCCAACGUGGGGGGGCUACCCUAGCAUCCAUGCGGCCUACCAGUUGCAGGGUGCCAUGAAAAGCUCCACCACUGUUCUGCCCCCAACCGUCCAGAGUGUCCAGAUGCAGCCUAUGUUCAACAGCGGGAUACGGGGCCUGGUGAGUGACCCCAACUCAGUCAUCCACUCGCCUCGGAGCCCUUCCUCCCCCACGCCUCUCAGGAGCAACGUCACUGCCAUGGAGGAGCUAGUGGAGAAAGUGACAGGCAAAGCUGCCACCGUUAAGAAGGAGAAGGAGGAGAAGAUGCUGAGUCUGGAACGAUGCCGGCCCCCGUCGUUAGUCAAAUCCCCAUCUCCUGCACUGAGGGAGCAACUGUCGUCGCCAAAUGACCUCUCCGUAGGCAAAGCAGCUGGGCUGAGAAGCAGCAGCCCGGGCAGCGUGGACUCGGAGCUCGUCUGCAAGAAGGAGCCCAAGGAGAGCCUAGUAGACGGCCACAGCAAUCACUCAAAGAAUGGCUCCGAAACAUGCCAGUCCCCGGUCACUAAUGGGAACAGCCUCGGCAUCAUCACCGAUCACUCACCGGAAAGUCCUUUCAUCAACCCUCUCAGCGCUCUCCAGUCAAUCAUGAACACACACCUGGGCAAAGCCUCAAAACCAGUAAGCCCAGCUGCAGAUCCGCUAUCUAUGCUCUACAAAAUAAGCAACAGCAUGAUGGACAAGCCGGCGUUCAACCCCAGUCCUCAGGGCAAGCCGGCCGAGCCCAUCAAUCACUAUCCGUUAUAUGAAAUGAAUGACCAACCCAUAGACUUGAGUAAGAAUAAGGCCUCGGCUAACAGCAACAAUAACAGCAGCGGUGUGCUCCUCACCAGUAAUAAUGUAAAUGGUAACAAGCCGCUGGUCUCCCUGCCCGACGCAGUCUCCUCCCCUUUGAGGGAGAACGCUCUGAUGGACAUCUCCGACAUGGUGAAGAACCUCACCGGAAGACUUACGCCCAAAUCCUCGACUCCGUCCUCCGUCUCGGAGAAGUCGGACGCUGACGGCAGCGCGUUCGAGGACGCCCUGGAGGACCUCUCCCCAGUGCAGAAGCGGAAAGGGAGGCAGUCCAACUGGAACCCCCAGCACCUCCUCAUCCUCCAGGCGCAGUUUGCUUCCAGCCUGAGGGAGACCCCAGAGGGCCGAUACGCCAUGACCGACCUGGGGCCCCAGGAAAGGGUCCACAUCUGUAAGUUCACAGGCCUCUCCAUGACCACCAUAUCCCACUGGCUGGCUAACGUCAAGUACCAGCUGAGACGGACUGGAGGCACCAAGUUUCUCAAGAACAUGGACUCCUGCCAGCCCGUGUUCCUGUGCGGUGAUUGUGCCUCCCAGUUCAGGACUCCCUCCUCCUACAUCAGCCACCUGGAGUCUCACCUGGGUUUCAGCUUGAAGGACCUGUCCAAACUGUCAGCUGAGCACCUACGGGAGCAGCAGGCUGCCUCAAAGGUGAUCACAGACAAAAUGACAUUCAGCAACCCUCUGUCAGCCUUGACCACACAGGAGGACGACACGGGCUCCGUGUACCAGUGCAGACUUUGCAAUCGGACAUUCGUCAGCAAACACGCAGUCAAACUGCACCUCAGCAAGACCCACGGGAAGUCUCCAGAGGACCACCUGGUGUUUGUCACGGCUCUGGAGAAACUGGAGAAGCUAGACAAGAUGGAGAAGGUUUAAGCGGGGUCUCGAGCUGAGGUUAGAGACUGACAGCUGUGGAACUGACUAGAAUUUCAUUGCACUAAAAUGACAUUAUUCACAGUUACUGCACUGGGCCGAACUGAGCCUCCAGAAAAAAAAAUCAGUCUUAUUAUUUUUCGUUGUGAUAACUGCCUGACUGGACCAUGUCUUUUCAUGUUGAUUUGUUUGUUUCUUUUUUGUUUUGCCAAGCUUUUUUACACUUAUUUUGUAAUAUAUUUAUAUGCUAUUUGUCUGAUCUGUGCAUGUAUUUUAGUGAAUCAAGGUUAAAUACACGAUUUUAAUCUUUUCAUGGCAAAAAUACAACUACUGCUUCAACGGUAAAAGUGGCGAGUGGGAAGAAAUGGUGGAAGUGAAAGCUGUAUAAUACUUGAUAUGAAGAAGGUGGAAAUUAAAUGUAUACACCAAAAGAAUGAGAGAAUCUCCUGAAAGACUGAAGUAGCACCUUAGACAGUUUGAGUUUUGAAUUUGUAAAGAGAACAUGUUUUGAAAUAUCUUGCAUUUGUCAAAUUUAGAUUGAUUUAAAGAAAAAAAAAAGAAAGAAAAAUCAAGGAAAAUCAUUCCCCCACUCCUUCUUUGGGUUCCUGUCACUGCAUUGUUUUUGAUGAUGAAUGGCCUGCUCAUAAAUCCGUCAGUGUAUUAGAAAAAAAAAGAGAUCACACGAAGAUUUGGGAAAAACUGAAAAAAUGCUGCUGCUUCUGGUUCGGAAUCAAUCAGUGAAAGAGGAAUGACCAUCAGUAUGCAAGUUUGCUCCGAGAGUAGAAAAAGAAAAAAACUUUCCUUGUUGUGAAGUAUCACCUUAUAGCUAUUUUCCAGUUGUAUGGUUUGUUACAACUUUCUCUUUCUAAAUUGUGUCGCUUUAUUCAACUGUAAAGAGAAACAGUUUGUUACAUGUAAAUGAUUAGCAGUGAAACGUCAGUACUCCAUGAGACAUAUCCUACCAUUUCAAACAGCUCAGCAUUCUUUGUAUCUUAAGGUGUGUGCAUUCUCUAACUUUUAUAUUGUCAUUUUAUAUACAAAAGUGCUAAAAAAUAAAAACAGAUGGUGUAUAUAGAUAUAUGCUGUAGAGCUACAAAAAUGUCCUUUUUUAAAGAAAAUACAAAUUUAGCUUCUUUGGCUUGGUUUACAGAAAUGAUUUUAAUUAUACUUGCAUCCAAUUUGAUGCAUGAAAUGGUGUGGAAAAUAAAUAAGCGAUGCACAAUGACUAUACAUUUCAAUGUUUUAUCGAUAAUAUUGUAAAAAAAAAACAACUUUUUAGCACCGAUUAGUUUCUUUCAUUUCUUUCUGAAUUGUACAAUAAACCCCAAAGCAGUUGUUAACAGUC
Messenger RNA from Betta splendens (Siamese fighting fish), 6332 nucleotides. Its product is annotated as teashirt homolog 1-like. Gene Ontology annotation, cellular component: nucleus. Gene Ontology annotation, molecular function: DNA binding; DNA-binding transcription factor activity, RNA polymerase II-specific. The record is from RefSeq and is a predicted model, not a curated record. The transcript has 3 exons. NCBI's taxonomy places the organism in Eukaryota, Metazoa, Chordata, Actinopteri, Anabantiformes, Osphronemidae. The coding region runs from base 1433 to 4990 and encodes 1185 amino acids. Gene Ontology annotation, biological process: regulation of transcription by RNA polymerase II.